AUGCAAGACAAGGCCCGGGAUUCCGAUAGCGUGGGAGAAAUUGGAUUUGGCCCUAGCGCUGGGAAAGCUGACUUAAUCUGGGUAGCAAACACAAACAGGCCAGUCCUCAUGUACUGCGUCCUCGAGCUAGAGCUGGAUGGAAACCUGGUCUUGCGAGAUAGCAACCACAGUAUCGCGUGGGAAUCCAAGACCGCUGGCAUGGGCGUCGUGGGGAUGGAGCUCCUCGAGACCGGCAAUCUGGUUCUCUAUGGCAGCGCCAACGAGAUGAUAUGGCAGAGCUUUGCAGAUCCCCACGAUACACUCUCCGUCGGCCAGCGCCUCCUGCCCGGGCAAUCGAUUGUGAGCAGCGUGUCCAAGCAUAACUUUUCGCGCGGCUACUUUCGCCUCCUCGUGGAACACGACCGGGUAUCGCUGAAGUUCUCCACCUCUGGGGUGAGCUAUGGAGAGUGGUGCCCUUCUAAAGAGGAGAUUGGAUUCCUUGCAGUAAACAAUGGAUCGAUAAGUUGCCACCGCAAGCAGGAUGGCUCCAUGAUCACGUCCAUCACUUUCCCGGAGACUAAGAGCCGAUUCUUGUGUCUCCUUCCAAGCGGCGAUCUCCGGGUCUACGGCGAUGUUGUUGCAGACAAGGGGAAAAGUAUCAUCGACAACUUCGUGGAGGACAACUCGCCGUGUGGGAAGUUCCCGGGAUCUUGUGGGAAGUACGGCUUCUGUACGGCGAGUGGAGAAUGCAUUUGUCCCGCGAGCUACUCUUCGUACGUGGAUGCUAGCAAUCCCAGGCUUGGAUGCAAGCUAAAUCGCCCACCACCAGAGUCGCUGGAGAACUGCGAGAUAAGUAGUGAGCUCGAGGAGUAUCCUGGGUUGACCUCUGUUGGAUUAUACAAGGAUUAUACAGACGUGUCGAUUGAGCAGUGUAAGAGUUCGUGCCUGAGGAACUGUAGCUGCAUGGGAGUUCUGUUUAGCUUGCACAGGUGCGUGGAGUUGCCUGAGGUUUUCACCUUGUGGAACUCUAUAGAUAUGUAUGGAUCGUCAGAGAAUAUCACGGCGUUUGUGAAGAUGGGCUUGCGAAAUUCUAGAAACUACAAUGCUCCAAACGGGAGAGCAGAACUAUAUGAUCGGAGAAAGGAAUUGAGGUCAUCGGCUUACAUUGCUGCUGCCAUUGUUUUUGGAGCAGCCAUCAUUUUGGUGGUCGCGGUAUGGAAGUUUAACAAAGCAACACCAAAAGAGACAGGGAAGAACUCUCCGAGUAGGGAAUUACUCCGGCCAGAGUUUCCUAACGCUCCCAGGUACUGUGAGUAUGAGGAGCUGUGUGAGAUCACUGGCAACUUCAAGACUAAACUUGGUCGGGGGGGAUUCAGCACUGUUUUUGCAGGAGUUCUCCAAGAUGGCAGCAAGGUUGAGGUUAAAAGGUUGGAGAGCGCAAGGCAAGGGCUCAAGCAAUUCGAGGCCGAGGUGAGAACCAUUGGAAGCAUCCAUCAUCGAAACCUGGUCAAGUUGCAAGGCUAUGGAGCUCACAGCCAGCACUACUACCUGGUAUACGAGUUUGUGGAAAAUCUCUCGUUAGAUAAGUGGCUCUUUAGCAAGGUCGAUGACCAUGAUCCGGACAAGCAGGAACAAUUAAGCUGGAAGAUAAGAUCUCGGAUUGCCAUGGACAUUGCUCGUGGCCUGGAUUAUCUUCACGGAGGCUGCAAGGAUCAGGUCCUCCACCUUGACAUCAAGCCACAAAACAUCCUCCUUGACACAGAUUUUGGAGCCAAGAUUUGUGACUUUGGACUUGCAAGGCUGGUCGAGAGGAGUGAUCACGAGAAGAUCUUUGUCAACACGGUGAUGCGAGGAACUCCCGGAUACAUGGCUCCCGAGUGGCUCCAUUCCCGGGUGACGGACAAGGCAGAUGUUUACAGCUUUGGGAUCGUUUUGCUGGAGAUUGUGAGUGGAAGAAAGGUGGUGCCCCUCCCGGCCAGCGCGGUGAUCAGUCAGGGAGAUUCCAGGAUCUUAAAAGUAAACGCAUUUGAAAGAAGUGAACUGCUGCUUGGACACGUGGAUCCGGGACUGCUGCUUGAGCCCGACUUCGAUUUGGGAGAGGCGAAAGAGGUGGUAAGGGUUGGACUUAUGUGCGUCCACCAAGAACAGCUUCUAAGACCUUCUAUGGGGGUUGUGUUGAAAAUGCUGGAAGAAGCGUUGGCCAAUAGAUGA
Molecule: messenger RNA, 2190 nt
Organism: Selaginella moellendorffii
Lineage: Eukaryota; Viridiplantae; Streptophyta; Lycopodiopsida; Selaginellales; Selaginellaceae
Product: G-type lectin S-receptor-like serine/threonine-protein kinase At5g24080
Exons: 1
Coding region: 1-2190 (729 amino acids)
Biological process (GO): protein phosphorylation
Molecular function (GO): protein serine/threonine kinase activity; ATP binding
Source: RefSeq, a predicted model, not a curated record